Messenger RNA from Colletotrichum graminicola M1.001, 720 nucleotides. RefSeq lists its product as uncharacterized. Bases 1 to 720 code for a protein of 239 amino acids. Lineage: Eukaryota; Fungi; Ascomycota; Sordariomycetes; Glomerellales; Glomerellaceae. The transcript has a single exon. The record is from RefSeq and is a predicted model, not a curated record. Gene Ontology annotation, molecular function: S-adenosylmethionine-dependent methyltransferase activity; O-methyltransferase activity.
AUGAGCAAGAACAUCUGGCAAAGCUACAGACACAAUCCGCGCUGGGCAGCUGUGGACGAGUACGCCUUGAAACAGACGCAUCCCCCGUCGCGGCCUAACACGAGGCCGCUUCAACAUGCAUUGAGCCUAUCCUCGGAGGCGGGUUUGCCAGACUACUCACUACCUGCGUGUCAUGCAAAGUUCCUAGCCCUGCACUGCCGUACAGCAUCGGUCCGGCACGCUUUGGAAGUAGGCACGCUUGGUGGGUACACGGCUAUCUGGCUGGCAAGCGAGAACCCACAGAUGACCGUUACUACGAUUGAGCAGGACUUUAGGAACGUUGUGGUAGCGCGUCAGAACAUCAAGUUAGCCGGACUGUCGGACUCGAUUGAGGUGGUCCACGGCUCUGGUAUUGACGUUUUGACAAAGUUGAGGGAUGAAGUUCGACAGGGAUUGCGACCUCGUUUUGGCUUCACUUUUAUUGAUGCCGACAAGGUGAACAACUGGAACUACUUAAAACUUGCAAAGGACAUGAUGGAGCCAAAAUCGGUUAUCUGUAUUGAUAAUAUUGUACGCGAUGGAUUCCUGGCGGAUUUGGACACUAGGGAUCCGUACAUAUUAGGAUGUCGGGAAGUCGUAGAAAAGGCAGCACAAGAGCCUGGUCUUGAUUCAGUCGUGCUGCAAACUGUGGGAGAGAAAGGUUACGAUGGUUGGUUGUGGGCUGUAGUUGAUUCUCCGUAA